Fonsecaea nubica is the source of this 2202-nucleotide messenger RNA. RefSeq lists its product as hypothetical. The record is from RefSeq and is a predicted model, not a curated record. The transcript has a single exon. Gene Ontology annotation, biological process: vesicle-mediated transport. Bases 1 to 2202 code for a protein of 733 amino acids. Gene Ontology annotation, cellular component: endocytic vesicle; cytosol. NCBI's taxonomy places the organism in Eukaryota, Fungi, Ascomycota, Eurotiomycetes, Chaetothyriales, Herpotrichiellaceae. Gene Ontology annotation, molecular function: guanyl-nucleotide exchange factor activity; small GTPase binding; ubiquitin binding.
AUGGACGCCAGCAAGAAAGCCGUUUCGUCGGAAAGUACUUCAUCCGACCUGGUCGACCUGGAACCAGAGGGCAGUGACGUUGCUCCUGAAAACAAGGUCUCCCAGAAUGUAUCCUCAGAAAAAGGAAAGGAUCCAGAGUCGGAUGUGACAGACAGGAUAUCAGAUCUUCGGAUCGGACCAAGCAAGACUGCGAGCACACGUGUUUCUCCUCCGAAAGUCCUUCCAUCUACGCCUCCUCCACCUGAGCCGCCUGCCGCCAGCGAGAAGCCUUACCUCGAUCCUACUCCCAAAACACCCGCAAUUUCAAGGCAUCCAUCGAUGAGGACACCAGGGGAGGAAUAUGAUGAGAAAGAUCCGGCUUAUAACCAAGAAGCGGAGGACAACACUGCGGAAACACCUUUUCAGAAGUCCAACAAUGAUCCUGAUGUGGAAUCAACGUCGGAAAUCCAGAGUAUUAUAGAUCAGUUCGACGAUGCAUCGGCGGCUCCUUCAAAGGAAUCAAUAAUGUCCCCUCGACACGAAAUGAGCGGACCCAUUCUUGGAUCUGGAGGCAGUUUUCCACCUAGAAGGUCCAGUCUGGAACACUUGCGAUCGAGAGAUAUGGACGCUCUAGCAUCGCCGGUCGUCUCCCAUCAUUCGGAGAAGCCUUUGCCUUCGCCACCUGCAGGUGUCCUCAAUCAUGACUCGGGUUCACCGAGAAGCCCUCCGAUCAAAAGCCCAACCCAGGCCUCAUCGCCCUCUCUUCCGAUGCAGCCUCCGCCUCCCGAACCCGAACCUGAACUACCAUUUGACUUUCAUCGAUUCUUGGAGCAGCUUCGACAUAAAUCUGCCGACCCAGUGGCCAAGUUUCUGCGGUCAUUCUUAAUUGAGUUUGGAAAGAAGCAAUGGAUGGUCCAUGAGCAGGUCAAAAUCAUCGGGGAUUUUCUGGCCUUCAUCACCAACAAAAUGGCUCUUUGUGAGGUAUGGCGAGAAGUGUCGGACAACGAGUUCGACAAUGCCAAAGAGGGUAUGGAGAAGCUCGUGAUGAACAGACUAUAUUCACAAACAUUUUCUCCGGCGAUCCCACCGGCUCCUCCGGUCGCACGAUCACGGUCCCGAGGGAGGAGAAAAGAACUGGAAAAGUCUGAUAUACCUGGAAGACGCGGUCAACACCAAGAAGAUGUUGAACGAGACGAGAUCUUAGCGCAGAAAAUACGGAUUUACAGCUGGGUGCGGGAGGAACAUCUCGACAUUGCGCCGGUUGGGCCGAAUGGGGAGCGAUUUCUCAGACUGGCGCAGCAGGAGCUCCUCAAGAUCAAGGGGUAUCGAGCACCUAGAGACAAAGUGAUCUGCGUCUUGAACUGUUGCAAGGUUAUCUUUGGACUGUUGAAAAAUGCAAAGAGCUCCGACACUUCGGCAGACUCAUUCGUGCCUUUACUAAUCUACGUUGUCCUCCAAGCCAACCCGGAAAAUCUCGUGUCGAAUGUCCAAUACAUUCUUCGAUUCAGGAAUCAGGACAAGCUUGGAGGCGAGGCGGGUUACUAUCUGUCCUCGUUGUCAGGAGCAAUUCAGUUCAUCGAAAGUCUAGAUCGGACGACCUUGACUGUUAGCGACGAGGAAUUUGAGCGCAACGUUGAGAAUGCUGUAGCGGCAAUCGCAGAGCAGAACCGUCAGGCCGAACAAUUCAGCCCACUCACGUCGACCAUCGCCGAGAAAUCCUCCCUUGCAGAGCCAGAGCUCACACCGCGAAACUCGAUGGAUGUGACGUCGACCAGUCCUAUACGCCGGGAUCCUAAUCGGCAAUAUAGCACCUCAGGCGACGGCUCCGAUGACAGUGUAGCAGGUCUCUUGCGGACGAUCCAGAAGCCUCUUUCCACGAUCGGCCGAAUAUUCUCUGACCAAGACACCUCAUCCCAAGAGCGCAGACCGAGUCCUGCACCUCAAGCGGCUCCGAGGCUGAACCCGGGUGUGUUCCAGCCGCCACCAGCUCAUGGCGGCGCAGCCCCUUCGUACGACGCCCAAGAGGCUGCGGCGAGACAGGCAAGCGCGGAAGCGGCGGAAGCUCGACGGAUUUCUCGAGCCGAACACAGGACGGUGGUUGAAACGUUGUGUGGCAUGUUCCCCAACCUCGACAAAGAGGUCAUCGAUGACGUGGUGCGGCAAAAGGAGGGAAGAGUAGGACUUGCCGUUGAUGCUUGUUUAGCCUUAACAGCAGGAGGUUGA